Spinacia oleracea (spinach) is the source of this 5600-nucleotide messenger RNA. Its product is annotated as myosin-6. The record is from RefSeq and is a predicted model, not a curated record. Lineage: Eukaryota; Viridiplantae; Streptophyta; Magnoliopsida; Caryophyllales; Amaranthaceae. Bases 321 to 5195 code for a protein of 1624 amino acids. Gene Ontology annotation, molecular function: microfilament motor activity; ATP binding; actin filament binding. Gene Ontology annotation, cellular component: actin cytoskeleton; membrane; myosin complex. The transcript is spliced from 44 exons. Gene Ontology annotation, biological process: actin filament organization.
AUAGUUCCUCCACGAGCAUGCUGCAGCCUGCAUGCAUGGUGAAUUUGUGAUGGAGCAGCACUAAAAAUUAAAAUGACAUAACUAAUUAAUAACGGGUCAAAUACUACUUAAUUUUAGAAAUUAUUAUUCUCCCUCAUUCUCUCUUUCCUUUGAUCAUCCAACCAAUACUUCCCUGAAACUGCUUUCUCUCUCCUCAAUUCUAAUCGACACCAUUUUACCUGUUUUCUUGCCGGAUUUGAUCGGCAUUCUGGAAGAAUGGUGAAAAUUAAUUGUAAUUAAGGUGUCAUUGUGUGACUAUCUACAUACGAAAUUGAGACGAAAUGGGGACUACUCCAAAACAGGCUGUAAGUAUUCAUUAUGUGGUGGGAUCUCUUGUUUGGGUGGAGGAUCAAGAGGAAGCUUGGCUAGAUGGAGAAGUAGUGGAAGUGAAUGGAGAAGAACUAACUGUAAAUUGUACAACGGGGAACAUUGUUGUUGCUAAUGGAUCCAGGGUUCAUCCAAAGGAUCCCGAAGCACCUCCUUCUGGCGUAGAUGAUAUGACCAAGCUUGCCUAUCUACACGAGCCAGGGGUUCUUGAUAAUCUGAAAUGUCGUUAUGAUUUAAAUGAAAUUUAUACAUACACAGGAAAUAUAUUGAUCGCUGUGAACCCUUUCCAAAGGUUACCUCACUUGUAUGACAGUGGUAUGAAGAAGAAGUACAGAGGGGCAGCUUUAGGCGAACUAAGCCCGCAUCCAUUUGCAAUUGCAGAUUCUGCAUACAGAUUGAUGUUACAGGAAGGAAUAAGUCAGUCAAUUUUGGUUAGUGGGGAGAGUGGAGCAGGAAAAACAGAAAGCACUAAAAGUCUUAUGCAAUUUCUAGCAUUUAUGGGAGGAAGAGCUAAUGCUGAGGGACGUACUGUGGAGCAGCAAGUACUAGAGUCCAACCCAGUUCUGGAAGCGUUUGGUAAUGCUAAGACUGUUAGAAAUAACAACUCAAGUCGAUUUGGCAAAUUUGUCGAGAUACAAUUUGAUCAAAGAGGGAGGAUUUCAGGAGCUGCUAUCAGAACUUAUCUACUAGAAAGAUCUCGUGUUUGUCAGGUGUCUGAUCCUGAAAGAAACUAUCACUGCUUCUACAUGCUGUGCGCUGCUCCGAAAGAGGAUGUUGAGAGGUUCAAGUUGGACAGUCCAAGAAAUUUCCAUUAUCUCAAUCAAUCAAACUGCUACAAGGUUGAUGUAAUAGACGAUGCCGAAGAGUACUUAACCACUAGAAGAGCCAUGGAUGUUGUUGGCAUUGGCUCUCACGAGCAGGAUGCGAUAUUCAAAGUUGUGGCUGCAAUUCUCCAUCUAGGUAACGUUGAAUUUGCAAAAGGGAGUGAUUCAGAUUCCUCUAAACCCAAAGAUGAAAAAUCUAGGUUUCAUCUGAAAAUAGCCGCUGAGCUUUUCAUGUGCGAUAUGAAGGCCCUUGAGGAUUCCCUUUGCAAACGAGUGAUUGUCACUCGCGGUGAGUCGAUUACUAAGAAUUUGGAUCCAGAUGCUGCUACUGUUAGUAGAGAUGCCUUGGCCAAAAUUGUUUACUCUAGGUUAUUUGAUUGGCUCGUGAACACGAUAAAUAGUUCGAUCGGACAGGAUCCUGAUUCAAAAGUUCUGAUUGGGGUUUUGGACAUUUACGGUUUCGAGACAUUCAAGACCAACAGCUUUGAGCAGUUCUGUAUUAAUUUAACAAAUGAGAAGCUACAGCAACAUUUUAAUCAGCAUGUUUUUAAGAUGGAGCAAGAAGAAUACACUAGAGAAGAAAUUGAUUGGAGCUACAUUGAGUUUGUCGACAACCAGGAUGUUCUAGAUCUUAUUGAGAAGAAACCUGGUGGCAUCAUUGCUCUUCUGGACGAAGCCUGUAUGUUUCCUAGAUCAACACAUGAGACAUUUGCUGAAAAGCUUUACCAGACAUUCAACAAUCAUAAACGAUUCAGCAAACCAAAGCUGUCACGAACUGAUUUCAUCAUUUCUCAUUAUGCCGGUGAGGUGACAUACCAAACCGAGUUUUUCUUGGAUAAGAACAAAGAUUAUGUUGUUCCAGAGCAUCAAGAACUUCUAAGUGCUUCAAAGUGUGCCUUUGUGGCAAGCUUGUUUCCACCUUUCCCUGAGGAGUCUACUAAAUCAUCAAAAUUUUCUUCUAUAGCUACGAGUUUUAAGCACCAGUUGCAAUCAUUGCUAGAGACACUAAGUGCAACAGAGCCACAUUAUAUUCGUUGCGUAAAGCCUAAUAAUCUUCUUAAGCCAGCAAUAUUUGAAAACAGUAAUGUUCUGCAUCAGCUUCGUUGUGGGGGAGUCAUGGAGGCUAUAAGGAUUAGCUGCGCAGGAUUCCCCACAAGAAAGCCAUUUCAUGAAUUUAUAAAUCGUUGUCGUAUCCUUGCUCCGGAGGUUUCAAAUGGAAGUUACGAUGAAGUCACUGCAUGCAGAAAGAUUUUAGAGAAAGUGCAACUUCACGGUUAUCAGAUUGGUAAAAGUAAAGUGUUUCUCAGAGCAGGCCAGAUGGCUGAAAUAGAUGCACGCAGGAAUGAGGUUUUAGGGAAAUCUGCUACUAUAAUUCAGAAGCAAAUUCGGACCUACUUCUUCCGCAGAUGGUUUAAACAGAUGCGGCUGUCUGCUAUACAGAUUCAAACUCUGUGCAGAGGACAAAUUGCUCGGUCUGUCUUUGAUCACAAGAAGAGAGAGGCAGCAUGUCUGAAAAUCCAAAAGGAGUUGCGCAGGCAUCUUGCCAGGAAUUCUUACUUAGAGUUAUGCUUUUCUGCUAUGACAAUAGAGAGAGGUAUGCGCGGCAUGGCUGCUCGCAAAGAGCUUCGUUUCCGAAGGCAGACAAAGGCUGCGAUUGUAAUUCAGAGUCAUUGUAGAAGGUAUAAAGCUCAACACCGUCACAGAAGGAUGAGGAAAGCAGCUAUUAUAACACAAUGUGCAUGGCGAGCUAAAAUAGCAAGGCGAGAACUACGCAAGCUUAAAAUGGAAGCAAAGGAGGCUGGCGCAUUGAAGGAAGCUAAGAAUAAAUUAGAAAAGGAAGUUGAAGAACUAACUUCCCAACUGCAGCUGGAGAAAUGCAUGAGGGUUGAUCUUGAAGAGUUGAAGAAUCGAGAAAAUGAAAAGCUACAACAGGCUUUGGAAGAGAUGGAGAAGCAACUGGAUGAUCUUGAAGAGUUGAAGAAUCGAGAAAAUGAAAAGCUACAACAGGCUUUGGAAGAGAUGGAGAAGCAAUUUCAAGAAACUAAGACAUUGUUGGAAAAGGAACGCGCGGAGGUUAUAAAAAUAACUGCUGAGCAAGUCCCCAUUGUACAAGAAGUACCUGUUUUUGAUGAUGAGUUGAUGAGAAAACUUACUAUUGAAAAUGAACAACUCAAGGAAUGUGUAAGUUCACUUGAACACAAAAUUGAUGAAACUGAGAAGAAAUGCGAGGAAAUGAGCAAGCUAAAUCAAGUAUCCGUUUCUAAUAAUGAUCUGAUAAAUAAACUUGCAGCAGAAAACGAACAGCUCAAGAGGAUGGUGAGUUCAUUGGAAACAAAGGUUGAUGAAACGGAGAGUAAAUAUGCAGAAACAAGCAAUCAAAGUGAAGAUUUUAUUUUUGAUAAUGAACUGAUAAGUAGACUUACUGCGGAAAAUAAAUUGCUUGAGGGAAUGGUUAGCUCAUUGGAACAGAAAAUCGAUGAAACUCAGAAGAAGUAUGAGGAAAAAAGCAAGCUAAGUGAAGAGCUUGAGGGAAUGGUUAGCUCAUUGGAACAGAAAAUUGACGAAACUCAGAAGAAAUAUGAGGAAACAAGCGAGCUAAGUGAAGAGCGAUGGAAGCAAUCACAAGAAGCAGAGUCUAAGAUGAUUGGACUUAAAAUUGCAAUGCGAAGGCUGGAAGAGAAGAUAGUUUUCAUGGAAACUGAGCGCAAGAGUAAAAUUUCAGAUUAUCCGUCUUUCGGGAAUGGUCACGUGAAUGAGCCGAACAAGGACUUGCCGAGUGGAACACCAAAGAAAGUUUUUGGCACCGACUCUAUGAGGAAAUCACAGAUGGAGAAACAACGUGAGCUUGCAGAUUCUCUUAUUAAAUGUGUGGCAGGAGAUGCUGGUUUUAGUCAAGGGAAACCAGUUGCUGCAGUUACAAUGUACAAGUGUCUGCUUCACUGGAAAUCAUUUGAAGCAGAAAGGACCAAUGUUUUUGACCGGCUUACCGAGUUGAUUAGUUCUGCAUUCCAGAAUUCAGAUAACAAUAGUGUUAUGGCUUAUUGGCUGUCAAACACAUCCACCAUGUUGUUCUUGCUGCAAAGAAGUUUCAAGACAAAUAAAGAUUGGAAACCCCCUCAGCCACCCACAUUUUUCGGGAGGAUGGCCCAAGGAUUUCGCUCUUCUCCUUCUUCAGCAGAUCUUCAAAUUGAUGUAGUACGUCCUGUCGAAGCCAAGCAACCAGCUUUGCUUUUCAAGCAACAGCUUACAGCUUAUGUUGAAAUGAUAUUUGGGAUAAUUCGAGAUAAUUUCAAGGCAGAACUGUCAUCUCUACUUUCUGCGUGUAUUCAGGUUCCAAAGACAACAGAAAUAGCUGAAGGCAUUAAUCGUUGGCAGGACAUCAUCGACUGUCUUAAUUCAUUUCUUAAUAUACUGAAGGAGAAUCAUGUUCCUAAAGUAUUUGUACAAAAGAUUUUUAUACAGAUUUUUUCAUACGUCAACAUGCAACUUUUCAACAGUGUACUCCUGUGUCGAGAGUGUUGCACAUUCAGCAAUGGAGAAUAUGUGAAGGCUGGGUUGGACAAAUUAGAAACAUGGUGCGGGGAGGCUACAGAAGAGUUUACAGGAGCAUCAUGGGAUGAACUUACUCACACAAGGCAAGCUGUUGGUUUUCUGGUAAUAAAUCAGAAGUGGAGGAUCACCUUUGAAGACCUUACAAGUGAUCUCUGCCCUCUAUUGAGUAUUAAGCAGCUUUAUAAAAUAUGUACAACGUACUGGGAUGACGAUUAUAACACUACUAGUGUUUCUCCAGAUGUCAUUUUAAGUAUGAAGGCGUUGAUGUCUGAAGAAAAUGAGGGUGAAAUGGACAGUGAAAAAUCCAACAAUACCUUGUCAUUACAUGAUAAUUCCAGCAUACCCCUUCCCGUUGAUGACAUCUCUCCUUCACCAGAAGAGAGAGAUUUUACCGGUGUAAAGUCACCACCUCAAUUACUUGAGAAUCCAGAUUUUCAGUUUCUACAGGAAUGAGUCUGAGAUGACACGUAUAUAAACGGUUUCACCUGUUGAGCUCAAACUAACCCAGUGUAUAUUUGUCAUUCAUACUUAGAGGUUGGAUCUCUUUUUUCCUCUUCUUAAAUGUAGUAGUGCAAUAUCCAUUGCCGCAGAUGUAAAUUAUAUUUCUAUGAGCAAGUAGAUUUAGGGUUUUCCUUGAGUUGUCGAUUUUUUAAUUCUUUGAUAGGAUUGUACGGGAGGAAUUCAAGCUUGUGUUUAAUCAAUGUAAAAUGGGAGAGAAGUGGUGAAGAUCUUCCUCCCAUUCUUUGGUUUGGUAUACAUAAUACAGAGAGGGUAUUCUUUUCAUGCUUUGUAUGUACUACUGUUGUAUAACAAGGUGUACAUCAAAUGUUAUGGAUAUCAAUGCCAAAUUUUCGUGCA